Messenger RNA from Eupeodes corollae, 1257 nucleotides. It is a transcript of the gene Rho1, whose product is annotated as ras-like GTP-binding protein Rho1. Bases 364 to 942 code for a protein of 192 amino acids. The record is from RefSeq and is a predicted model, not a curated record. Lineage: Eukaryota; Metazoa; Arthropoda; Insecta; Diptera; Syrphidae. Gene Ontology annotation, biological process: cell migration; small GTPase-mediated signal transduction. Gene Ontology annotation, molecular function: GTPase activity; GTP binding. The transcript is spliced from 6 exons.
AGUUGUUCCUGCUCAGUGUUGUAGAAAAAGUGAAAAGUGAACAUUUCUUUUUAAAAACGUAGCUUAAAAUAUUUUAUAAUAAAUACAUUGUGCCUCGUCCUUUUGUGUAACGUUUAUUCAAAUAGUUUAUAUUGACCAGGGAGGUAGAGAAAUUUAAUUGCUUUGCAUGAAGUGAAGGAAUUUAGUUAUGUGGUGUUUUUCAUGCGUCUCAUCUGAUACUAACUCAGGAAUCGUCUACACUAAACAUACAAAAAGUAGCUAAACGCUGGUUUUUGAAAGGAUACUGAUCAAAGUUUAAGGCGUAACAAACAACAUCCUAAGUAGAGUACGAGUUUACCGAAAACUACGAAUAUUAAAGAACCAAUGGCGACAAUUCGCAAGAAGUUAGUUAUCGUUGGCGACGGUGCUUGUGGUAAAACAUGCCUCCUCAUAGUCUUCAGUAAGGAUCAGUUUCCAGAGGUCUAUGUCCCAACAGUCUUCGAGAACUAUGUCGCAGAUAUAGAAGUUGAUGGCAAACAGGUGGAACUGGCUCUAUGGGAUACAGCUGGACAAGAAGACUACGAUAGACUCAGGCCGCUGAGUUAUCCAGAUACAGAUGUCAUUUUAAUGUGUUUUUCAGUCGAUUCACCCGACUCGUUAGAAAAUAUUCCAGAGAAAUGGACACCCGAAGUAAAACAUUUUUGUCCAAAUGUCCCUAUCAUCUUAGUGGGAAAUAAGAAAGAUCUUCGAAAUGACCCCAACACAAUUAGAGAUUUAGCUAAAAUGAAGCAAGAACCUGUGAAGCCACAAGAAGGCCGUGCCAUGGCCGAGAAAAUUAAUGCUUUUGCUUAUUUGGAAUGUUCCGCCAAGUCAAAGGAAGGUGUUAGAGAUGUUUUCGAAACGGCUACUAGAGCUGCCCUACAAGUCAAAAAGAAGAAGAAGACCAAAUGUCUUUUGCUCUAAGAGAGCAACUACGACAUCAAAUGUGGAUUUGAUCGAUGUUUCAUCUUUUAUUAUUAUUUUAUUUUAUUUUACAAUUUUUGAAAAAUUAUAUAUAUUAUAUUUAAAAAAACAACAAAAAUCAAAUCAAAAACAAGCCCAGCAGCAACAGAAACAGUAACAGUAACAACUACUACAACAACAACAAAAUAAAUGUAAAUGAAACAAACGAGAAACAAUUCGUACAGAAAAUAAAAUGAAUAACGUUUAUUUAACAUCUACGAUUACAAUUAAAUGGGAAAGCAAAGCAAAACAAAGCAAACAAAAACAACAACAACA